This is a messenger RNA of Exophiala viscosa, 4142 nucleotides long. Its product is annotated as Piwi domain-containing protein. The record is from RefSeq and is a predicted model, not a curated record. Lineage: Eukaryota; Fungi; Ascomycota; Eurotiomycetes; Chaetothyriales; Herpotrichiellaceae. The coding region runs from base 465 to 3869 and encodes 1134 amino acids. Gene Ontology annotation, biological process: regulatory ncRNA-mediated post-transcriptional gene silencing. The transcript has a single exon. Gene Ontology annotation, molecular function: single-stranded RNA binding; RNA endonuclease activity.
CCAACAUGAAUCAGACCUUUACCAGCAUCUUUCUUCAUCUUUUGCGUCAUGGUUUGUGUCGUUUUCUGUCCUCUGGCCCUUUGUCCAUGCCCCGUCAGACCAUGCAAUGUCUGCUUGGUAUAUUGAUCGUUCGCAUGAUUCUUACUUGACUCAGAUUGAUCUGCCUGACAAACGUGCUUUCAUCUCCGGAGCUUGCAGAGUUUACAUGCCCAGCCAAACCAUUCUUCUUUGUUCAAUUGGUUUGUGAAUCACACGCAGCAGCCCGUUUGUCAUCUUGGAUCUGCACAAACAGAUUCAGCAACAUGGUUCAAGUUUGUGCCCGUUGAUACAAACGAUGACUGGCAGAAUGAGCAAACAUGAGCGCAACAUCGCCUGCCCAAUAUAUCUCAGGUGUCUGCCAUUGAACAACAUGAGGUUCUAUCGUACAGCAUUUUCUUACCAUCUGAGCCGACACCAGAAUCAAGAUGUCCGGUCGUGGCUACAACCAGUCCGGUUGGCGCCGUGACGGGAACACUUACAAAGGGCGCAACUUUCAACACAACAGUUACGGCAACAGAACCAGCGGUCAGGACAGCUUGGUCGGCAAGACGCAAAAUCUCAGCCUCAACGACGACGGAAAAUUCCUCUUCGCCAACCACUUCGCCGUCUCAUUUGGGAAAACUGAGGAGGUGUACGACUAUGAAUUGACUUUCACGGAGGAAGGAAAAGCUGCAACUGCCGGCAAGCCGGCGGGUACAAACAGCGGCAAUGUUAUUGGUCAAGCAGAGAGGUCUGAGAAAGUGCCCAAUGUCAAGAAGAAACGCCUUGUCUGUCUCCUAUUCGACCGUCUGCGCUUGAGACGUGCAGUCGCAACCGACUUUGUCACACGAAUUAUCUCUCUUCAUCCGUUGGAGAUAGGGAGCUUACCACAAGAUAAUGUGUUCGAAUACUACGACGAAUAUCAGGAUCGACCCGCCGCCAACUGCAAGCGUUAUACCAUCACAAUCGGAGAACCAACAGUUGUCUCAUUCAGAAAUUUGCUCGCAUCUCUCAGCCUGCAAGGGCCACGAGGACCGUCUGACACUGAAACGGAAAAGAACAAACUUGCUGCUGUCGAAGCUUUGAAUAUAAUUUUCAGCUUCCCUUCAUAUUGCGACUGCUUCCCUCAACAAUACCCACCAGAGAUACCGCGGAUGACCACUUCGAAUGGACAUUACUUCUAUGGAGUGGUGACGCACCUCAAUCAAGAGACUGCCACGGGGCCUUAUUUUUCCAGUACUGGAGGGCUCUACAGUAUCCCUGGCUUUUCGAGGAGCGUUCGAACCGUCGUCAGUGCCAAGGGCAAUAUCGACCUCAACAUCAAUACCACGACGGCGAAUUUCUGGCAACAUAGCUUUUAUGAUGAAAAUGGCGUCAAACAAGUUGGGACGGUGCAAGACAUAAUCGAAGCCUGGACAGAAUUCCACUAUGAUUCGGAUCAUUCGCAACUCGAUUCUUUCCUGAAAGGGCUGCCUGUUAGGGUCCUUCCACACAUCAACAAUAUCGACAAAUUCGGCACCGUCAGAGGUCUCGACCAUGCUAGAGACCCGCAAAUCGCCAACGCAUGUCACAUGAAGCUCAAGGGAGUACAGAAUAAUCUUGGCAUGGUAAACGACUAUUACUAUCGACUGGAACGUUGGGAAAUGGACCACAACAUCUACGUUGUUUUGAUCGGCAAGGACGACCCUAAUACGCAUACAACCAUACCUGCAAAUCGGUUGGAAGUUCUGCCCGGACGAGUCAACAGAAGCCAAGCUGAAAAACCGUCUGGAGCGAUCAGACCACCGAGGAAGAACUACCAGAUGAUCACUAACAAGGGUUGGCAGACGUUCUGUCCUCCAGGUGCAGCCGGCGAAGGAGGUGCAACAGACUUCGGCUUGUCGCUUGACCACAAGAUGGCACAAGUUUCCGUCAAGAUCGUCGACCCACCGGCUCUUCGAUACGGUCGGCGUCAUGGUCCAUCACAAAACUCAGACAAUCCGGUCAGUGAAUCUGAUUGCAAAAAUGGGUCAUGGAUGUUGAAAGAUGUAUCUUUCGUCAGACCGGCGCGCGGAAAGCGAUGGACUUGUUUCGAAAUGACCAAAAGUGAUGGUGCGAUAAAAAGCCCCAUCAACCAGCUUGACAAGUUCCGUACAUCCCUUGAACAGGAUAUCGGAAAGUAUGGCAUGAAAGAGAUGCGUUUUGAGAAUCCAGGUUUCCCAUACGCCCAUGGCCUCAGGUGGCAGGAUGAUCGUCUUUUGCCUGCGGAAGUCGACACCGGAAGCAUUGAAAGGCAAUAUGAGGCAAUCAAAGCCCAGCUUCAAGUGCUGAAACGCAAAGGAGUCAACCUCGCCGUCAUCAUCCUGCCGAAGUACCACAUUGGUCUUUACACUGCAAUCAAGCAAGCUGGUGAUCAAGAAGUCGGCAUCGCGACAGUGUGUCACUACAUCCGCAAAGAGCGACCGCCAAAAGACAAUCCCAGAAAGGACCCUCUCGACUGGACACCAAAUUGGACACCCGACUGUCUGGCAAAUCUUUGCAUGAAAAUCAACUUGAAGCUCGAUACUAACGCCGCAAAUCAAAUUCUUCAUGGCAUUCCGGAUGAGGCCGAUUUUGUGAGUGAAACAAAGCCUUCAGCCGGAGGAGAUGGAAAGGGCAAAGGUAAGGCGGCAGAUGGACCGAGGCCACCAGCUUCGACUGGACCGGUGGCUGCUCCAGGGAACGCCAAGUCGAGCACUGCAGUGAAACCAGACGUCCUCCCGUGGUCGAAAAUCGCGGCAACGUCAACUCCACAGUCUCCAAGUGCAACGACGGUGGCCAAGCCAGCCAGUGCAAAGGCGACAACAAGUGUUGCACAAUUCACGCCAGUAGCAAAACCAUUGCAGUCAGCGCAAACAGUGCAGCACUCACAGCCAGUGGCGCAAACGAAAUCCAGUCCUAUGACAGAUCCUAGCAAGGGAAGCAGGUCAGCCGUCCUGACCAGACGAAGCAUGAUCAUCGGCAUUGAUGUCACACAUCCUGGUGCAGGACAUGUCAAAGGUUCUCCAAGUGUCGCGGCCUGUGUCGGCAGUGUUGAUCCGACGUUUUCACAGUGGCCGGCCAGUUUGAAACCGAAUGUGAUUCAUGAUCCUGAUAAGGAGUCCAGAGAAGAGGUCGUCGAACUUACCGACAUGAUCUUCGAACGUCUUGUGGACUACUACGAACGAAACAAGCAAACGCCUGACCAGCUCAUUGUCUACCGUGAUGGCGUCUCGGAUUCACAAUUCAGCAUGUGCGCACACAACGAGUACACCAGAAUCUGCAAUGGUGUCGACAAAUUGUACGAAGCAUUUCCUGCCAUCAAUGUUCCUAAGCCGAAAAUCGUCCUUAUCUGUGCGGUCAAGCGCAACCAAACCCGGCUCUUUCCUGAUCCUGUCAAAAGCAAGCAGGCCCACAACCCUAUCAUCGGACGCACCAAACAGGGCGACAACGAGAAUCCGCUGCCGGGUUGCCUUGUCACAGAUCGAAUCACCUACGGCUAUGGUCAAGACUUCUUCCUGGUGAGCCAGAGAGCCAUCCAAGGUACAGCCAGACCAACGCAUUACAAUAUCUUGGUCAACGAACCCGGUUACACUCUGGAGCAGAUUGCAGAGACCACUCAUCAUCUAUGCUACCUGUUCGGCAGAUCCUCUCGCACGGUCGGAGUGUGUCCUGCUAUCUACUAUGCCGAUCUUGCUGCUGACCGUGCCCGGUGCUAUGUCCGCAAGUAUUACAAUCCCUAUCCAUCCCCUCGCGGGCAGGAACCGCCCCAAAGACAAGAGUACGAUGAGGCCGACUUCAAAGACUGCCUGAGACUUCAUGGCGACAUGAAGAAGACGAUGUUUUACAUCUAAGCGGCAAUGAAGCAGAGCCAGUAACUCAACAACGGCGUCGGGCGUGCUGAGAUGAACGACUCUGGCUCAACAAAGUUCCAUUUUCUCUUCUUUGACUGGUACUAUUUUCACGACAGCUUUCUUUCGGGUUAUUUCCUAUGUUUUCAUUGCAUUGUUGGAGUUCUUGGGCGUUUGGGUUGAUAUUGACUGUUUAUCAUUGGGAAGAAGAAAAACAGAAAAUGAAAGAGACCAUCAGGCGAAAGUCUCUUGGUCCAGAAAAAAAGUUGGGUGGAA